Penicillium manginii is the source of this 1638-nucleotide messenger RNA. RefSeq names its product MFS transporter. NCBI's taxonomy places the organism in Eukaryota, Fungi, Ascomycota, Eurotiomycetes, Eurotiales, Aspergillaceae. The record is from RefSeq and is a predicted model, not a curated record. Bases 1 to 1638 code for a protein of 545 amino acids. The transcript has 8 exons. Gene Ontology annotation, molecular function: transmembrane transporter activity. Gene Ontology annotation, biological process: transmembrane transport.
AUGGGCGAAGGCAACAGCGAAGCAGGCAGACGACCGCAUCUUGCCCACAGCCAUGCACACGAAGGUGAAAUACCGGGAACGGUUGAUCUGAGUGCGGCAGAGGGGGAUGACACGGCGUAUGGACAAGCUUUAUACCCUGUCCCUGCUGAGGACCCAAAUGAUCCACUUCAAUGGCCAGGCUGGAAGAAAAAUAUCAUUUUAAUCAUCGUCUCUAUCUACUCUUUUCUCGGCAAUAGCUCCCUUACUGGGCCCUCGGUCUAUAUCAGCAUAUACAGUGAGGAAUUUGGGAUUUCACCAGCCGAGGCAUCGGGUUUGAUUUCGUAUCCGAAUUUGGCUUUUGGAUUUGGCUCGCUUCUUCUAGUGCCUUUGUAUUUGAAAAUUGGACGAAGACCAGUUACACUGCUGUCUAUGGUCAUGUUCCUUGCUGGGUUGAUUGGGGCUUCUCGUGCCACUAGUUAUAGUGGGUUGAUGAUUGCUCGCAUCUUCCAUGGAUUCGGGAGUGGAGUCUGUGAAAGCUUACCGGUACAGGUCGUGAACGAUAUCUUCUAUCUUCAUGAGCGUGGAAAAAGAAUCGGAUAUUAUACUAUCUGCCUUUGUCUCGGGUCGACUGGUCCUCUUUACGCUGGCUAUAUGCUGGCUGGUGGCUAUUCAUGGCGAUUGUUCUUUUACGUCGAAGCUGCUUUUGCUGGCGCAUUAUUGAUCAUGGCAUGCUUGUUCGUCGAGGAAUCUACUUAUCAUCGCCCCCAGCCAACACCUCACAAUCUCUCAACUGAUUCUCUUCAUGCCAAAGAGAUCGCGAGUGAGAAAUCACAGCAGCCUGUCCAAUUGGAGACUCUAUCUUCAAUGCCAGUACCACAACGAAAAUCAUUCUUGGAAACAUUAAAACCCUGGGGUGGAAUCGAUCAUGAACCGGAGUUCUUCAUGACAAUCUUGCGUUCGUUUACUUAUUUCUGCGUGCCCGUUGUGUUUUGGGUCAUCGCCACAUACGGUCUAUAUAUUGGACUGGGCGCCCUCGCAUUCAACUAUACCUUUCCGAUCAAAAUAACAGCACCUCCAUAUAACUGGAGCGAGACAAAUUCCGGCCUCAUCGCGGUCGCAAGCUUCAUUGGCUACUUCCUUGCUCUCCCUCUUACAUCGACCUCGGAUCGACUAGCUGCAUAUCGCACGAAGCGCAACAACGGCAUUCGCGAGGCCGAAAUGCGACUCCCAGCUCUCUUUCCGGUUCUCCUUCUGCCACCAGCUGGUCUCUUAGUCUACGGUUUCACAGCCCAACGCGACCUUCACUGGACUGGAUAUUUCGCUGGUGUUGCGAUGAAUCAGUUUGGAUCAUACUUCUAUUUCACGUUCACGCUUGCCUAUGCAGUCGACUCGUAUUAUGCUAACACAUCAGAAAUGCUGAUCGCAAUGAAUCUGGGCAAGCAGGCUAUUUCAUUUGGCAUGGGAUCCUAUCUGCUUGAUUGGAUCUUAUCGAGGGGUUACGCUGUCGUGAUAUCGGGGAUAUUUGGCGGGGUUCUCCUUGUCAAUAACCUCAUGGUUAUCGUGUUUCUCGUUUGGGGUAAGCGGAUUCGCAGAUGGACAGCACUAUCCUGGCUAGGAAGGCUACACAACAGGACCGCAACGAGGAACAUGACUCAGUAA